Messenger RNA from Asterias rubens (European starfish), 646 nucleotides. Its product is annotated as zinc metalloproteinase nas-4-like. Bases 221 to 646 code for a protein of 141 amino acids. The record is from RefSeq and is a predicted model, not a curated record. Lineage: Eukaryota; Metazoa; Echinodermata; Asteroidea; Forcipulatida; Asteriidae. Gene Ontology annotation, molecular function: metalloendopeptidase activity. Gene Ontology annotation, biological process: proteolysis. The transcript has 5 exons.
AAAAGAGAAACGCCUUACGGGAUCAAUCCAAGAGAUGGCCCAAUGCAACGGUACCCUACGAACUACACGGUGACUUCAAUGAAACGCAACGGCAAUGCAUACGGACCGCGAUGGAGCAUUUUCACAAUCACACAUGCAUUCGGUUUGUCGAGCAUAGCGACGAAGUCGACUACUUGAAUAUCACACUCGGCGAUGACAGAGGGUCGUUCUACACGAAUUGAUGCACACUUUGGGCUUCCUUCACGAACAUAGCAGACCAGACAGGGGAAGCAACGUCACAAUCAAGUGGAGGAAUAUACUAACGGGUCGAAAACCCGAAUUUAAGAAGUGUAAUGAGAGCCUCGUUGACCUUCUAAACACAACCUACGACUAUUCUUCUAUAAUGCACUACGGUGCCUAUGCUUUCAGUGAAGAUAAAGCAAGGAAAACGAUCGCAACGAAGGUGGAGUUCCCGGAGUUGGGACGACACAACAAACUGAGUGAUAAGGAUGUAUUGAGGCUCAGGAGGUACUAUAACUGCGAAUGCAUUGACAGACAUGAUAGGUGUGGUGAGUGGUCUACUAAUAACCAAUGUAAGAAUCGAGAAGAUUACAUGAAAAUAUACUGCCCUAAAAGCUGUGAUAUGUGUCAUUGGUUUUUUGUCUAA